AUGCCUAAAAACUUCACGCUCCCAAUGACAUUGACACCGUACAAGGGAAUCGGAGAUCCUAAGGUUCACGUUACUAAAUUUGAAUCCAUGAUGUUUCUUAACAGUGAUUCCAAUCCUAUCUUGUGCCAAUCUUUUCCUACUUUUUUAGAUGAAGCUGCUUUACUGUUGUUUUCUAAUUUACCUGCAAGUUCAAUCUCGAGCUUUAAUGAAUUCGCCAAGUUAUUCAUAAACUACUUUGUAGCGUCCAAGAUUUACGUACGAGAUUCAGACUACCUCAGUACAAUCAAGCAGGGGCAACAUAAGAGCCUAAAAGACUACAUGAUAUGUUUCACAACGGCAGCGAUAGAAAUUCCAGACCUCAAUCCAGAAGUACACCUGCAUGCAUUAAAAAUUGGCCUCCGACCUAGAAAAUUCCAGGAAGCAAUAGCAGUGGCAAAGCCGAAGACAUUGGAAGAAUUCAGGGAUAAAGCAAUUGGACAAAUCGAAGUCGAAGAACUAAGGAAAGCCCGAAGAAUGGAAAGACCACCAUCUCAAAAAGAGGAAGAAAGGCCGCACAGAUCUCAAAACAAGGACCUAAAGAAACCUUUCAAAUUGACACCAAAAUUCGAUUCGUAUACUAAGUUCAACACCAAGAGAGAGAAUAUAAUUAAAGAAAUCCUACACAACAAACUUAUAAAGCCGCCCAGCAAAGCAGGAACAUAUCAAGAUCAGAAGUAUGUAGACAGAAAUAAAUACUGUGUAUUCCACCAAAAGUAUGGCCAUACCACCGAUGAAUGCAUAGUAGCCAAAGACCUAUUGGAGAGGUUAGCCAGACACGGUUUACUGGACAAAUAUGUCACUUUCAGAAAUCAAAAGGAAGAAGCCAAGGACAUUGACAAAUUGAGCCAUGGUUCAGAUCAUAAAGACAAAGGAACUUGGCAUGGAGCGGUCGCAACUCCUUCUUCGAAAGGAGAAAUAAAUUACAUUUUAUGA
Messenger RNA from Arachis ipaensis, 972 nucleotides. RefSeq lists its product as uncharacterized. NCBI's taxonomy places the organism in Eukaryota, Viridiplantae, Streptophyta, Magnoliopsida, Fabales, Fabaceae. The record is from RefSeq and is a predicted model, not a curated record.